CUGUUCAUGAGUUCCACUCCCAGCCUGCUGGGCUCUGUGUGAAGCGAGGCCAGAGGGGAGGUCCCAUCUCAGUGGAUCUUCUCUUUGGGGCCAGUCCUGGGCGAGGAGAAUUCACAGCAGGAUAAGGAGUAAAUCCAAGUGCAGUGAAGGACAGUUCUGGUGUUGGGACCUCCCAGCAUGCAGGGGGCUGAAGGCACAGAAGGGAAGAACAGGGAAUCUCCAGCUUCCUGCCUGCCUGGCACAGCCCUGCCAAGGACACUCCAAGGUGCCUCCUCCUGUCUCCAGGCUUCUGCACCAUCACUACCUGUGCCUUUCUGGCACAGCUGUGUUACUCCAUUCUAGCCCGGUUUCUUUAGAAAAUUCGGGACACGAGGGGCAGUGAUAACUGGAGGAAAUCUUCACCAUGUUGUAAUUAUGAUAAAAGCUGUUCCAGAAAGGGCAAGGUGCAGUUCACAUCAUAGAUACACUGCGUGAGAAGACAAACCAAAGUAAUGUCACCUGCCUUGAAUGGGCAAGGCAAUUAAAAGUGCCUUUCUUCCCAAGAACACUGAUGGGCAUUUCCUUCCAAACACAAACAGGAGGCACAGGAUGGGCUGCUCUGCCCGUGUCAAAGCUGCAGAGAGGCAGAGGAAGGAAGGAAGCAGGGGCAGGGAAAUGUGUGAGGAGGAAGAUUCUGAGGGAGCUUGCAGGAAGUUCGUGUUGCUCUCUGCCGUCGGUGCAGGGCGCCUGUGGUGGCUGAGGGCACAGCAGAGCAGUUUUGCAGCCCCCGAUGCGGCUCGGGUUGGGGUCGUGCGAGGAACGAGAGUUUUCAGAGCCCAGGCUGAGCUGAGCGAGCAGAGCGCAGAUGCCAGCGGGCUGCCCGGCACAGCUCCGUGCUGUUCCCAGAGGCGGCGGGGGAGCCCGUGUGCCCGUGGGGUGGCAGUGCUGGGGGCAGAGAGCCCUGAGAGCCCGUCCUGCAGCCCCUCAGCCCCCGGAGCAGCGCGGCACUCGCGGGAUGACAUCCUCGGCUGACAUCAGCUCGCACGGCUGGCAUUGGACUCCGCCGCCGGCUCGGAGGUGGGGCUUGGCGGGGACACUGCUCCGGGCUGCCGAUCCAGCGGGAGGGAGCCGGGGCUGGAGCAUCCCGCCUCCCCGUGUGCCACCCUGCGGCACCGGCCCCUCCCUCCCGCGGCUCCGCAGGGUGAGUCCAGCGCCUCCCGAGCCGCGUGUCCGCCGAGCCCCCGCGGCCCGAGCGCUGCCCGCGCUGUGCCGCCUCCGGCCGCGCUGUGCCCGGCAGCGCUGCCAUCCUCCCGGGAGCGGCAUGUGCGCACCUCGGCAGCCCGGGUCACCCGCUGCCAGCGCGGGAACCGUUCUGAGGAACUCCGUUUUUAUCGGCACCUUUGCUACUUCAUUGUUGCCUGGCUUUUGAGAGCAUGAGUUCUGGUCAUUAGCGGUGCUGCCGCCUGAAUAUUUCUUCAUCAGAUGCCACAAAACAGAGUCUAGGGAAACAAAGAAACUUGUGAUGUGGAGCUGACAGUUCUGGUUUCAGCUGGUGAAAACUUGCAGAAUCAGUGAGAAGGCAAAGAAAAAAAUGCCCAGGACAAUGACGGUAACUGCUGGUAAUUUGUCACUCAAUGGGACGAGCUUCUUCACUGAGAAUCACAGCAUUAUGGACAAACCCAGUGAGCAGAGAACUUGGAAUGUCUUUCUGUUCUGCUUGACUUUUGCCAUUGCACUCCCAGCCCUUCUGGGCAGCAUUUAUUCACUAGUUUCCCUGCUGAAACUGCAGAACAAAACCACGGUUUCGAUGAUUGUGACCUCUUUGGCAGCAGAUGAUCUGAUCAGCAUCAUGCCAGUGAUUAUUUUCAUGCUCACGCAGUGGUCAAGCGAAGCCCUCCCUCAGCCUCUGUGCACCACCUCAGCAUUUAUGUAUUUGUUCCAGGGCAUUUCUAGUAACCUGAAAGGGUCUCUUAUAAUUUCUUACAACUUCUACAACCUCAAAAUGACUGGGACACGGAGCUGCAGCUCCUCCAAGCGCCGUGUGAGCGUGGUAUGGGCCAUUCUCACCAUCUGGACUGUCAGUUUGCUGCUGUGCAUUUUGCCUCUCUGUGGCUGGGGCAGGUACGUCCCCACGUCCUGGGGCUGCUUCACAGACUGUGCCAGUUCCUACACGCUGUUUGUGCUCGUUGUGUACCUGCUGUGCUUCUCCCUCCUGGCGGUGCUGGCCGUGCCCCUGGCGCUGCGGCUGCUGUGCUCAGGUGAGCCCCAGCUGCUGCACCCCGAGCUGCAGGGCUCUGCAGGCUCCGUCUGCCCCGGGACACCACGGGGCUGCGGCGCUGCUGCCCCUGCCCUGGCACUGCUGGACCCUGGGGAUAAAGCCCUGGAGCCUUUCCAAAACUCGGAGGCGGUUUUUGGGAAGGGCGUGGCUGAGAGCAGCACUCAGAGCAGGAGCUUCACCACUGGCUUUGCCCAGAAACGAUUCUCACUGGUCCUGGCACUGGCCAAAGUCCUUCUCUGGCUCCCAAUGAUGAUACAGAUGGCUGUCCAGUACAUCACUGGGCUGCAGAGCCUUUUGUUUGAGACACUGAGCUUCCUGCUGACUGUGCUGGCUGCCACUGUCACCCCGGUGUUUGUCCUGUCACAGCACUGGCUCCACCUGCCCUGCGGCUGCAUCAUCAAUUGCAGGAGGAACCCCUGUCCAGUGUCCUCACAAGGUGCCAAAACCAAGCGCAGCGGUUUUGAGUUCAGCCUGUCGUUCCAGCGAGGCUAUGGAAUGUACAGGAUAUCCCGGGAGAAGCCUCCCCACCACAGCAGCCACGGUAAAUCCACGUCCCACCACAGCCUGGUGGGCUCUGACUGCGAGGAGCCUGCCAGAGGCCGUGGCACCGGGGUGGCACCCGUGGCACUGGGACACGGGGACACCCCUGGGGACCCCUGUCCCGCGGGGCCAGGGCCCUGCCAGGGCCAGGAGGACACGAACCGUGGCCCAGCGGCGCUCCCCGAAGGGCCCGAGUGGAGGCUGUUCCACGAGGAGAGCCCCGCCCCAGAGCUCUCGGACUGGGAGUGGUGCCGCAGCAAAUCCGAGAGGAACCCUCGGCAGGAAGCUCUUUGCAGAGACCCUGCACAGGACCUAUUUAUGUGCCCUGCAAGGAAGGAGAGGGGGAGCUGUGCAGGUGACUUCACUGAGGAGGAGCCAGCACAGGAGAAUUUUAACAUGAGAAAUACACAGCAUCUCACUCGCUGCAGGACAGCUGUGAGCAGGCACAGCACAGAAGCUGAGUUAGGAACGGCCUUGGAGGUUCUCAUUGCUUCCCUCUGGCUGCGCGCGGCCCUGGCCGUGCCCCUGUGCGCCUUCCAGGGCACCGUGUCUCUGCAGGCCCCCACCGGCAAAACGCUCUCCCUGUCCACCUACGAGGUGAGCUCCGAGGGCCACAGGAUAACCCCCACGGCCAAGAGAAUCGAGGUGUACCGCUCCAAAAGCGUCGGGCACGAGCCCGGCCCGGCGGAGCCGCGGGACGCGUUCGCUGACACGAGCGUGAAGAUUCACUUGGAGGUGCUGGAGAUCUGUGCCAACGAGGAGGCCCUGGACACCGUGUCCAUCAUCAGCAACAUCAGCCAGUCCUCCGCGCAGGCACGGUCGCCCUCCCUGCGCUACUCCCGCAAGGAGAACAGGUUUGUGUGCUGUGAGCUGGGGGAAAGCGCCUCCUACUCCCUGCUCAUCCCCUCGCACAGCCCCGGCGGCGACUUCAGCAUCUCCAUCCCAGACACCGUGGAGGCUCAUCGGCAGAACAGCCAAAAGCAGCACUCGGCCAGGGCGGGGUACCAGGAGGAGAUCCAGCUGCUGAACAAAGCCUACAGAGAGCGGGAGGAGCAGGGGAACAGCAGCUAAAAGGUGUUUCACCAACACGCCUCAAUGCUCCGACACACAGUCCUCCCUCCCCUCGGCUCAAGUUACCCCAGCAAAUAUCAGCUGUGUUCUUGUCAUUCCUAUCAUUCCUUACGUGUUCAUCCCAAAUUUUAUUUGGGUGCACCGUUGAAUCAAUUCAAACUGUUAAUGCUGUAUCAAGGGGAUAACAAAUACUCAAGUGCUUUACAGCUUUCCACAGUGGAUUUAAAGUUAUUUAUUUAUAUACCUAUUUAUUUGAGGAACACGUGUGUCUAAAGGGAAUCAAAUAAAGUGUU
Messenger RNA from Prinia subflava (tawny-flanked prinia), 4161 nucleotides. It is a transcript of the gene GPR149, whose product is annotated as G protein-coupled receptor 149. Gene Ontology annotation, biological process: neuropeptide signaling pathway. The transcript is spliced from 5 exons. Lineage: Eukaryota; Metazoa; Chordata; Aves; Passeriformes; Cisticolidae. Bases 1571 to 3868 code for a protein of 765 amino acids. Gene Ontology annotation, molecular function: G protein-coupled receptor activity; neuropeptide binding. The record is from RefSeq and is a predicted model, not a curated record. Gene Ontology annotation, cellular component: neuron projection; plasma membrane.